Molecule: messenger RNA, 3786 nt
Organism: Amorphotheca resinae ATCC 22711
Lineage: Eukaryota; Fungi; Ascomycota; Leotiomycetes; Helotiales; Amorphothecaceae
Exons: 1
Coding region: 79-3516 (1145 amino acids)
Source: RefSeq, a predicted model, not a curated record
CUGAAUCAAUCAUUCGUUGUAACGACUUGAUGCCGUCGAUAACUCAGUUGCCAGUAACGUGCCCCAAGGUCCGUCAGAAUGGACACUUUCGACAACUCCAACCCCAGCGAUCCAGAGGAUGAGGAGCCUCUGUACUGCGCCGCUCCGCAGAACCCUGAAGACAUCAUUUGGGAGGGAUCCGACACCGAACAAACCCCGCAAGAGAUAUACGAGAAACGGCUUCGAUAUGAGAAUUACGCGCGGAGGUAUCUACGAGGCCAACUACCAGUAUUGCAGUCUGCCAGCCUGCGAGGACCCCUGGACAAAGAAUGGGUCAAUCCGUGGCGGUACCAUCCACGCAAAGAUUUCGAUUGGUGGCAGCCAGGCUCGGAGGACAUGCUAUUUACUCGAGAAAAUGUGAUGAAGAGGGCUGCAGACCAUGGAUUGGGGCAUUUAACGCCGGCUGAAGCUCUGGCUUGGUGCAAGGCUGAUGCGAAAGCUCAGGCUAGGGCGCAAGGAGUUGAGCUCUCAGAUGGAUCCUCUUCGAAGAGCACAGGUUCCCGAUCAUCUCGCUCAGAUCUAAUUUACUCCCAGGCUUCCUGUGGACAACCUUCGGCGACUGUAGUACCACAAAGUCAGUGUGAUAGGGAGCUCAGAAGCGAGCCUUCGGGUUAUAGAAGGAGUUCCAAAAGGCCGGCAGAUUCACAAUGGUUAAAAGGAUCAUACAUCUCAAAACGUGCUCGGUGGGGUGCCCCAGCGGCAUCUUCACCUACCCCCAUGCCCAAGAUCCAAGCUGAAAGAGACCGACGACGACAUCGUGGGUCCACAGGACCAGCAACAUCAAGCACUGCUCAACUUCAUAAGGACCCCCAACCGAAAACCUCCUUGUCACAUGGAUCGCAAUACAUGGGAUUUGAUGGGAGCACAGAGACACUGAGGCUAGAGCAGCGAGAGCGAGAUUUGGACGAAUUUAACGAAAAUUCUGGAGAAACGACUUUUGUCUCAACAAUCGAUAGUCCCUGUGGCUCCAAAUCCACACAAUCUACUCCGUCGGAUAUUGCAGAUCUAUCGGAUCAUGGCCUUGAGCCUGAUGACACUAAUGUAGCGUUGCCAAUCAAGAGGUGGCAUUUGACAACACCAGCCCCAGUUCUCCGCGGUCAAAAGUCGAACACAACUUCCACCGGGUUGGGUUCAUUUGAACUGCCAAAUCUUCCUCGCAGUCCGGAAAAUCAUGUUAGUUACAGCAUUAAGCCAUUAGAAGAUGAUAGUUUCAUCACCGAUGUAGCUCCAUCUUCCAGAAACUUAGAGAAGUUCGAAUACCGGAAAAGGCGAAAGAGGUCGAAGCCCCCCCGGUCUCCUGGUCCCGGUCAAGAUUUUGAAGGUCAGAGCGAGAUCACUUCAAGAUCAUCAACGAAGGCAGUGAUCUCUAAAGGAAAUGGGAAAUCUUCGAACCUGCGACUGUCAAAUGCUCCGCCAACAUCGUUGCCAAAUUCAACGAUAACUGAAAUCAAUAAGGAGCAUUCGAUGUCGAACACUUCUGUUGCAAGUGAUGCCGAGAAGAAAGUAUGUCCGAGAAGCUGUAAGUCAGACACUAGUUGGGACAUACGGGAUGACAUCGGUCAGCCCUUGCACGAAAGUCUUGCAACAGAUGCAGUUUCUUCGAACAAUCUACAGCUCUUUGAGUCUAGGCCUAGUUCGACUAAAAAGACACUUACCAAGGAUGAAAAGUCAACUGCAGAGAAGAGGAGAGAUAUUCGGUUACUGGCAAGUAGUCAAUUAUCUGCAGGGCGAAGCGAAUACACGCAGGCUACGGAUCAAACUCGAGACACACAUCCUCCUAAGUCAGAGGUUGAACUCUCCCUAAAUAGUAGCCAACAUUUGCAACCACCGACCGACCCGAGAAAUAUACUGCAGAUCCACGACCCUGCAGAACCAAAGAAAUUAGGGGAAUUCGGACUUGACCGAAGUCUUGCCCCAAAUUCAAGCCCGGGGGACGAUAGUACCCAGUCACAUAAUUCAACGCACAUUGGCUCACCGACAAAUGCACAGAUUUCAGUAUCUACAGAACCUGGUAGAGAUCAUUUAACAUUCGAGACCAAUCAUGCGACAAGAGAUACAGACUCAACAAAGACGUGUACGCAUGAUGGGACACAGUCCGAGGAGGCGAUUACUGUGGACGGCGCAUAUUUAGCGGACGGGAAGCUUCAAGAUCAAACAAGGCACCAAGCUGACAGUAUCAUCAACAAAGUAAAUUUGCCCGAAGAAACCGUCGAAACCCGGGCCAGGGUUGAGAUAGCGAUUUUGACGGAUGCUACUGAGUCACCCCAUGGAGAGGCGAAGAAUGAAACACAAGUACUUCAGAAAGCAGUAUCACGGGAUCGCACGACCAGCUCUCAGAACAGCAGUGGCAGUGAUCGAAGCCGCAGAAGUCAUUCUUCUGGAAGACUUUCCAGUGCAACGUAUGUGGUAAGGGGAAAAGACAAUGCAGCCGAACCUCAUGACCUUGGAAAUCGAACGCCGGGUGGCUUGGAUGGGGAUCAGAUGGAAGAAAAGGAUAGCUGGCAGCGUGGCUUACAGAGUCCAUGGACGGCUGAGACUAUGGAACCCAUUACAGCAGUGGAUUCGCGUAAGGACUACGAGGAUGAGGCUGCUAGCAACAAGAACAGAGAACUGUCGCCAAAGCAACGCACGAUUCGAGAAGGUUCAGACUGGCAGCGUAUUGAACGUCCUGUGACUCCGGAAAAUGAUGGAAUUACCCCUUUUAAAGUGUUUAUGACUCCGACUCCACCACCCGAGCCGACUACAAAUCGUUCAGCUCGGGAUGGUUUUCCAAGCACACAAAUCCUCGUCGAAGCUAUGACUAGCAAUCCAUGGGCAAGCAAUCCGAACAAUCUGGCUUCAAAGAGAUCUAAGAAACGUGUUUCUUUUGGGGUGCUACCUUCAGAAGAUAAGGGGGAUUCGCAGCCGGAGGAGAAAGGCUUCUUGAAGGAAAAGCCACUGUCACCACCACCACCAGCUGUAGAUCUACUAGGUGGAGAUGAUGCUUUCGAUGACGGUACGACUACAGUCGGAAACAAAUUCGCAAAGCAUUUUGCCGCUGCUGGAGAUGCCAGCCGGAUACGUUCCCAUAAUGGUCUUUCUCCAUCCCUGAAGAGCAGUCCGGCAGUGGAUGCUAUGGCCGAAGCAUUUAUUGCGGCAGAUCGCGAGAUCUCAGUGGGACAAGAAUGGCGGAAGCUCUCAGGUCACUCACCUUCUCGGCAUCUCAGACCCAUGAGUGAGGCAAUGGCAAACAUCAACACGGAAGAAUUGUCGCGCAUAGGUUCAUCCUCCUCCGCGCGUAAUGACAGAACCUCAUCUAGCAAUACCAAGACGGUAGGCUACGACAUGGGGAGUGAUUUCGGUGAUUUCCUUGGCGACGCAGGGGGCUUUCUUGAGGAAUGGUCAGUCGAGACGGAGCUCAGGAAGACUACCGAGGGGAAGGAUAGCCGUGCGCCUUCAAAGAAGAGAGGUAGUUUUGGGAUAAGGAGUAGAUGGUAGGCACUUCUGUAUGCGACGACAGAAACGCAUAGAUGUUUAUGACGAUGCAUAGCACUGGCGCUGGGAUAUUCAUUGUACAGGGAACUAGGAGACUGGAAUUGGCGUUUGCUUUGUGCAUUUACACAGGCCCGGGCACCGGGUUCAGGGAGUUGGUAGUCAUUAGAUACCCCAGUCAUACUCUGUAAUCGCUAUGUCUGUUCAGAAGUUCAGGGCUGUGUUCUGUACCAGUACCACCGGAUUUAACGGGUCUUGAUAUCUUCAAGAGAUAGC